UCCAUUAUCGUCCCAAGCUGAUGAAGGCCGUGUUUUGACGAGAGGAUGGUCCGUGUAAAUAGGUUAUCUACAGGUUUUUCCUCUGUCACAGAUGUAAGUUACUUCGAUGGCUUCAAUCGCAAAUCCGGGAGUGUUCUUCCCUGUCAACAAGCAACCAUAUCGCAUCGCAAAGUUCUCCUUUUCAUCUUGUUUUGCAGCUAGUACCAGAGCAAGAGCUUCCAGAAUGACGAAAGAAGAGUUCCUGGCAAGACCCAUCGAUGAGGAAUGGGAGAAAGCCAGGCGGCAGGAGACGGCGGACUUGGAGAGAAGGCGGCGCGAGGAAGACGAAGAAGAAGUGAGGCUAGCGCUCGAGUACCGAAGGAUUGGGUCGAGCCUUAAGAACUAUCCGCAAGAGGAGGUGAAUAAGGCAAGACGGCUCGUAGCCAACUUGAUCAAGUCGGGCGAGGAGAUCGAAGAGAUGAUUGUCGAGGCUGGCGAUAAUGAAGAACUCACUCCACUGUUGCUUCUGGUGAUCAAGAGUCGGCUGGAGCUGGCACGGCAAGACGACGAGAGAGAGGCUGUGGAAGCUCUGGAUCUACUGCACAGACGAGUUGAGUACGAAAUCAUGAAGAGGCAGGCGAGCCCCUCAAUGCGUUUGCUCAAUGAGUUGCUAAACUUGCACGAUGGAACCGAUGACACCGAGUGGCUGCGAAAGGCCCGGCACCGGAUGCUGAAAGCUUUUCCCCCGGAGCAUGCCUUCACCAUCCUUGCACCUCGGGGCUUUGAUCUCUCCUCGCACCAUGGUCCAAUCGACGCACCAGUAGAGGGCGACGACGACGACGUUCUCCUCCGCAUCGACUUCAUAAGAGAAGUGAACCAGCUCGUCAAGGAAGUGGAAGCUCAAAUCCAUUCCCAUGAAGUGGAAGACCUGGACACUGAUGCUGUGGCGCUGCGGCUCAGGCUGGAAGACAAGAAGCGAAACUUGCAAUACGUGAAAGAUCUGCUUGAGGUAGCUAUAGCGCUGAAAUGGUAACUUAGUAAAGUGGUAUACAUUUAACUGAGCAUGUUUUACAUAGCUUA
Molecule: messenger RNA, 1059 nt
Organism: Selaginella moellendorffii
Lineage: Eukaryota; Viridiplantae; Streptophyta; Lycopodiopsida; Selaginellales; Selaginellaceae
Product: protein PALE CRESS, chloroplastic
Exons: 5
Coding region: 107-1012 (301 amino acids)
Biological process (GO): leaf morphogenesis; chloroplast mRNA processing; cellular response to light stimulus
Cellular component (GO): etioplast; proplastid; chromoplast
Source: RefSeq, a predicted model, not a curated record